AUGGAUUUGGAGAUUUCAUUAGAAUUCGAUAAUCCCAAUCACCUAACAUCUUUGAUGUCUGAAAUGAAUGAAGCGAGAGUUGAAUCCAAGUUCACCGAUGUUACUCUAUGCGUUGAUGGGACCAUCUUCCCCUGCCAUAAAUUGGUAUUGGCAAGUAGCAGUGAAUACUUUAAAGGGAUGUUUUCUAGUGGUAUGCGUGAGAGUAAAGAAGAAAAAAUUCACCUCCGAGACGUACAGAGUCAUGCAGUAGAGCUGAUGUUGGAUUACAUAUACACUGGAAAGGCAGUUAUUACUGGCUCUAAUCUACAGGCUCUCCUUGAAGCUGCAAACAUGUUUCAAGUUUUAACACUCCGAGAUGGAUGCAUUAAGUUCAUGUUAGAGAAUAUGGAUGCAAGCAACUGUUUAGGUGUAUGGCAGAUGGCGGAAUCCUUCAGCCUCGCUGCUGCCAGUGAAAAGGCGCUGGAAUACGUGAUAAACUAUUUUAAGUUAGUCUCCACUCAAGGGGAAUUCCUUGAGUUGACUAAGGAGGUUUUGAUUAAACUUGUUUCGAAUGACUUGCUCUGCGUCGAGGAUGAAGAUUUAGUCGGUGCCGCUGUGAUUAGGUGGUACGAGCACUGUAAAGGUGAUGAUCGCAAUAAUCGGGAAGAAGAUUUUGUGGAUGUAUUGGAGUAUCUAAAACUUGGAGAGUUAUCACCAAAUUUGUAUUAUGACAUCAAUUGUCAGUUAUCAGACAUGAAAGGAGUAACCAAAAAAACUAUAGAAAAUAGGCCUCGAUUGAAGGACAGGAAAAACAAAGGUAGUCCAAAGCGUCUUGUUAGUGUUGUCUGUUCUGUAGGGGGGUUUCGGCGAGGCUGGAGGUAUUGUCGUAAUGUGGAAUAUUUUGACGCUGUUAAGAAGACAUGGCACCGUAUAACGCAGACUCCCGUGAUUAAAGAUAAGAAUUGGGAGGUUGAAUACGCAGCAACUUACGACAAGUACAUCAUCACCCACGUGUUCAGGUACCCAAGCAUGUUAAACCUUGAAACGAGGGAGUGGGAGUUAUUCGAUGACAAAAUAUAUCUGCAUUUACGUGAAUGUCAGAGCUCCAAGAUGAUAGUUUUGGAUAAUAAACUGUAUUUUAUUGGUGGAGAAGAUCGGGAGAACUCUCACUAUGUGGCAAUCUACGGUGGAUUCACGUGUUGUGAUCUAGUCACCCGCCGGGAAGUUCAAGUCCCGCUGUUGCUGAAAGACGGCGUCUUCUCAAGUGUUGUUUCAUUUCAGGGGAAGAUAUACGUAUUCGGUGGAAGUGUGCGCUCUACACAUGGUGACACAUAUGAUUCAAUAUCACUGAUCCAGUGUUAUAAUCCAAACAAGAAAGUUUGGACCUGCUUCGAUGAUAUCCCGCCGAGUGUGCCACGAGAAGAUACAAAUGCUGUUGUCUUCGAUACACUCAUUUAUAUAUUCCAGAAUGCCAGUAAGUUGUACGUGUAUGAUCCAAAGCAGAAGGAAUGGCAGCCCCCGAUUGCAGGAUUUCCCGAAGCCCGCUAUUACAAGGACUGCAGCGCUACUGUAUGUAACUGCAAGAUAUACAUCAUGGGUGGGCGUAUCGAUCGCGACGAUGCACACGAUGACGUUUACACUAAUAAGAUGUACUGCUAUGAUCCCAUUCACAGCAUAUGGGAAUCAAACGUUGGGAAAUUGAAGACUCCAUUGAGUAUUUCUCGCGUUUCACAAUACACUGCGCCACCUACCGGGCUGUAG
Molecule: messenger RNA, 1740 nt
Organism: Saccoglossus kowalevskii
Lineage: Eukaryota; Metazoa; Hemichordata; Enteropneusta; Harrimaniidae
Product: kelch-like protein 24
Molecular function (GO): protein binding
Source: RefSeq, a predicted model, not a curated record